Molecule: messenger RNA, 1828 nt
Organism: Camelina sativa (false flax)
Lineage: Eukaryota; Viridiplantae; Streptophyta; Magnoliopsida; Brassicales; Brassicaceae
Biological process (GO): regulation of gene expression
Cellular component (GO): peroxisome
Source: RefSeq, a predicted model, not a curated record
GAUGGCUACAAGAUGGAUGCCUCCUGAUCCGGACGACGACGCUGCCGUGGUGCAUUCGCCGGCCAAUGCGAUGCUGACGAACUAUGCACCUCCACCUCCUCAUGUGAUAGACUGGGAGGUUGCAAAGGUUGUGGGUGAGACAGUGGUCUUUUGGGACAUCAAUUCGUGUCCCGUUCCCCCUGGCUUUGAUGCUAGUCUGGUCGGUCUGUGCAUCAAACGGUUCUUGAAGAAAGAAGGCUACUCUGGUCAUGUCACCAUCGAAGCCAUUGGCGUUCUAGCAGACGUCCCUAAUGACACUCUAGAAAAAGUCUAUUCCGGUGGAAUCACUCUUCAUAACGUCCCCUACGGUCCCUCAGACACUGUGAAACUCGUUUUUGAGCGUUCCAAUAGCCCUGGUCCUCUAUCUAACAUAAUGGUCAUAUCCAAUUCCAAAAUCUUUGCUUGGGAGUCUCAGUCUCAAACUUUGAGAUGCAAUCUUCUAAAGCCGUUUCCCAUUAUUUCUCUUCAGCGCUUUUGUGUGGCAGACUCAGUUGAGGAGGAUCAAUGCAGUGAAACGGGUGAGUCUGCCUUCUUGAUUUGCUCAUUAUGCAACUACCAUAGUCUUCCCUUCCACAGAUUUGGAAGUUUCGCCAUGCAUCUCAACAGUAGACGCCAUCAACAGAAGUUGUCGGAGCUGUUGCCCAUAAGUAAGCAACUCCAGUGCUUGAGCUCACCACUAAGUGAGCCUCCUGAGAAAGACCUGGGGGCUGUAACAUCUGUCUUUUGGGACAUCAAGAUGUGUCCGGUUCCACCUGGCUGUCGCUGUGUUUCUCAUUUGGUCGGUCCGUAUAUUAAACGGUUUUUGGAGAAUAAAGGCUACUCUGGUCCUCUCACCAUCACUGCCAUUGGCGUACUAACAGACGUCCCUAAUCGCAUUCUGGAAGGAGUCUAUUCCAGUGGAAUCUCUCUUAAUAGCAUCGCCUCUGUUUCUGAAACAGGAUUUUUUGCCACUGUUGAUCGUCUAAUUUGUGAGUUUACUGUUGAGAAUCCACCUCCAGCUAAUAUAAUGGUCAUAUCCGACGCAAAAUCCUUCACUUCUGAUGAUGCAUUCUCGCUAGAAUCGAGGGGAUACAACAUUCUUCAGCCGUUUCCAUGUGAUUCUCUUGAAAGAUUUUUCUUGGCAGUUUCAAAUGCACUUGAUGAGGAUAUUUGCAGUGAAAAAACGAGUUCUGAUGAUGCAUUCUUGCUAGAAUCGAGGGGAUACGACAUUCUUCAGCCGGUUCUGGGCGAUUCUGUUCCAAGAACUUACUGGGCAGAGGGACUUGAGGAGGAUGAGUGCACUGAAACGAGUAAAUCUACCUUCUGGAUUUGCCCUGCUGCAAGGGGAUCCAACACUCUUGAGAGGGUUCGAAAAUUUUUCUUGGCAGAGGCACUUCAGGUGAAUAAGAGCAAAUCUGCCUUCUGGAUUUGCUCGGUAUGCGACGAUCUUCGUGGCCAACAGUUUAAACAUUUUCUCCGUCAUGUUGCUAGUCGGUCACACAAGCGGAAGCUGUUGGACUGGUUGCCUGGGAAUGCUUCCUUUCUUCGGUGUGCUCCCAACCAUGGUGACCAAGCCGCUACUAGCGAAAGUGGAACAAGGAGAAGUGGAGAAACAUGAAGAGAAAAAGAACUGAAGAAUGCCGAUAGUGUGUGUGUGUGUUUAUUAAGUAAGAAAACUUGCGCUUAUUUUCGAGUCCCUUAGUUUCUUUUGUUUUCAAUCAACUAAAAACGAAAGUCGACGAAUGGCAACUCAACUUAUGGAACAAAUAAACAAAAUGGUUAUCGUUUUAGUGUUACAUUCAUUUCAUAA